Molecule: messenger RNA, 1869 nt
Organism: Agrilus planipennis (emerald ash borer)
Lineage: Eukaryota; Metazoa; Arthropoda; Insecta; Coleoptera; Buprestidae
Exons: 3
Coding region: 388-1869 (493 amino acids)
Biological process (GO): proteolysis
Molecular function (GO): aspartic-type endopeptidase activity
Source: RefSeq, a predicted model, not a curated record
AGCCGGAUCAGGAGUACCCAGGAUUAGUGGUAAUACAUGGGAAUUCUUCUAUAUAAAAUAAAAGUUUGAAUACUACAAGGUUUGCGCAUUGGAAGUUACGGAUUUCUGGAAUUCUUCGAAAUUGGUACCGAAGAUAUAUAUGUGGAUACAAGGAGUUGGAUCUACUAGGUCAUUUAUGGGCGAUAGUGUGUAGUGUACAGUGUAUACAGUGGAUAGUGAAAGUUUGGGAUUUAAGGUCAGACAAAAUAUUUUUUAUUGUUUGUUGCAUUUUUUACUGACAUUUUUUAAUUAGUGGAUUAUUUGUUGAUAUUGGUUUCUUUGAUUAACUUAGUUGCAUAAUUUCGUUGGGUUACGUCAUCAUUAUUUUUAAUUUUUAUUAAAAUAAAAAUGGAAAGGUUAAAUAGACAAAGGGCUGUCUUUAAAGGCACAAUUACUAGGGUGGAAACCUUUAUAAAUAGAAGUAUUGCUGACAACAAUAUAGAUGUUUGUGAAUUUGAAGUAAGGCAGAAUAUGUUAAAUGAGGCUUAUGUAGGUUAUUCGGAAGUUCAAGGGAAAAUAGAAGACGAGGAUGAUUCUGAAGUCACAUUAAAUGAUAGAGCUGACGUAGAAACCAGGUACCUAAAUUUAAGUGCAUUAAUUAAAAGGUGUUUAAAGAAAAACAUUGAAACAAAUUCUAAUUUGAGUUCUAGUUCUUUAGGGUCAUUACAGUCUCAAUAUAACAAUAUUAAAGUUCCAGAAAUAUCUAUUCCAGUUUUUAGUGGAAAAUUUUCAGAUUGGAGUAGUUUUUAUGAUUUAUUUAAUGCACUGAUUGUCGAGAACACACAGUUCUCUGAUAUUCAAAGGUUUAUUUAUUUAAAAUCAUCCUUAAAGGGUGAACCUUUAAAAUUGGUCGAAAAUUUACCUUUAACUAACGACAAUUUUAAGAUUGCUCUAAACAUUUUAAAAACUAGGUAUGAGAAUAAAUUGUUUGUUGUUAAUGCACAUAUUAAGGCACUGGUGGAAAUUCCGUCUAUAAAUAGAUGUACGGGUCCUAAUUUACGUGAAUUCAUUACAACAGUAAAACAACAUGCGGAAUCGUUAAAAAAUUUGAGUGUCCCAAUUGAGAGCUGGGACCUAAUUUUAAUUUAUUUACUAAUGCAAAGAUUAGAUUUUCAAACUAAACAAGCAUUUGAAUUUGAUAGAGGAAGUAGUGCAUUACCUACAUUAAAGGCAUUUUUGGAUUUUCUGGAAAAACGAUGUAUUGCAUUGGAAAAUUUAGGGGUCCCGGAAGGUAAAGGAAAGUUCAUCAAUUUAAACACAACUAGCACGGAUUAUAAGGGAGUGCACACAGGUCUAAAAUGUAACAGCUCUAACGGUGACGGUCAACGUGGCAUUAAUGGAAACAAUAGGGAUAUUCCUGCCUCUCAGGAGAACACCAUCGCAGUAAUUGAUCAUAAUGAAAUAGUAGGAGAAAAGGCGUCUUUAAGUAAUUCCAUUCAAUUAUCUGCAAUUGCAAAAGGUAGAUCUAACUAUGUUAUGUUAGCUACGACACAGGUGUGUCUUUUGGAUAGAAACGGGAGGUCUGUUAUAGCGACAGCUUUAUUGGACAGUGGUGCACAAUGCUCGUUAAUAACAACAAAAUUAGCGGAAAGGUUACUGUAUCCAACCUAUAAACGCACUGUUCAAAUUUCGGGAAUAUCAGGCAAAGGGGCGGUGUGUAACGAAAUGAUUGACAUUACACUAUCUUUAAAAAAUUGUAAGGAUAUUAAUAAUAAGGAAAUUCAUGUAUCUUGUUCAGUUUUAGAUAGAUUUAUCAUGCAAAAAUUUAUCGGCUUCACUUUCAUGUGUUGCGAACACCAGACCGUCAUCUACGUACAAGAUUACAAAUAG